AUGGACAUUCAUUGCAAAGUAGACUCAUUUUCGGCUGCGCAUCGGCAUGGGGGUGUGAACCAGCUCGGUGGGGUGUUUGUGAACGGCAGACCCCUACCUGACGUGGUGAGGCAAAGGAUUGUGGAGCUCGCGCACCAGGGAGUUCGACCCUGUGACAUCUCGAGGCAGCUAAGGGUCAGCCAUGGCUGCGUCAGCAAAAUACUCGGGAGAUACUACGAGACCGGCAGUAUUAAGCCAGGAGUUAUUGGGGGAUCCAAACCAAAGGUUGCGACUCCAAAAGUGGUGGAUAAAAUCGCAGACUACAAGCGACAGAAUCCCACCAUGUUUGCGUGGGAGAUAAGAGACAGGCUCCUGACAGAAGGCGUCUGCGACAAUGACACUGUCCCGAGUGUUUCAUCCAUUAAUAGGAUUAUCAGAACCAAAGUCCAACAACCGUUUCACCCUUCUGUUGACGGAACAGGAAGCCCACUGUCCAUGCCUGGCCACACUACACUGCCAAGCACCGCCUCGCCGCCAGCCUCCACUGCCUCGCCUGACCACGUGGGCUCUUACUCCAUCAGCGGUAUCCUGGGCAUUCCUCGCUCCGUUGGAGAAGAGCGGAAAGGAAACGACGAUGGCUCGGCUGGUUCCGGUCCAAACAGCGGCUCUCGGGCCAGUGUGGCGAGCUUACGGAAACACCUCCGCGCCGACGCCUUCACACAGCAGCAGCUGGAGGCUCUGGACCGGGUCUUCCAGCGGCCGACUUUCCCCGACGCCUUCCCCACGGCCGAGCGCGUGAAGCCAGAGCAGGCUAAUGGAUACUCCUCACCCGCACUGACUCCAGGAUUGCAUGAGGCGAAGCGUGAUUUGUCACGGGGCAGUGGUUCAGACCUGGUCUCACACAGCUUCCCUGGGGCCACAGGUCGCGACGUGGGCACCACCCUCCCUGGCUACCCCCCACACGUGCCCCCUGCAGGGCAAGGCUAUUCCUCCCCAGCACUAGCCGGAAUGGUUUCUGGGAGCGAGUUUUCAGGGAGCCCAUACUCUCACCCAUCGUAUUCAACGUACAACGAAGCCUGGAGAUUCAGCAACCCAGCCUUACUCAGUUCCCCUUAUUAUUAUAGCUCAGCAUCAAGGGGAUCCCCACCAACCACAGCUGCUGCUGCCUAUAACCGCCACUAG
Messenger RNA from Conger conger (European conger), 1161 nucleotides. Its product is annotated as paired box protein Pax-2a-like. The transcript has 10 exons. NCBI's taxonomy places the organism in Eukaryota, Metazoa, Chordata, Actinopteri, Anguilliformes, Congridae. Bases 1 to 1161 code for a protein of 386 amino acids. Gene Ontology annotation, biological process: regulation of transcription by RNA polymerase II; anatomical structure development. The record is from RefSeq and is a predicted model, not a curated record. Gene Ontology annotation, molecular function: RNA polymerase II cis-regulatory region sequence-specific DNA binding; DNA-binding transcription factor activity, RNA polymerase II-specific.